Adineta steineri is the source of this 1482-nucleotide messenger RNA. NCBI's taxonomy places the organism in Eukaryota, Metazoa, Rotifera, Eurotatoria, Adinetida, Adinetidae. The record is from the annotation of a GenBank genome assembly.
AUGAAUAAAAACUCAACUAAACGCCAACUGGAAUUAUCUAGUAUUCAGAAAAAAAAAUUUCGACCAAGAACAACGUCUGACGACAACUUAAUUACCCAACUGGAGAAUUUGUCAAAUGAAAUCUGCUAUGAAGUAUUUGAUUAUCUUGAUGGGCAUGCAAUAUAUAAAGCAUUUGAUGAAUUGAAUGCUCGUUUUCAAAAGCUGAUUACAACGUCAUCAUUUUUAUUGAAAAUCUGCAUUGAUAAUGAAUCACACUUGAAAAUAGAAGAUUGUUGUAAAAAUCUUCUCAUUCCGAAUAAUCGAAUUCUUUCAUUUCAUCUUCAUGAUCCUGUACAAGCGGAAAGUUUUUUCCAAAAUUGUACUUUUGAUUCAACAUUUAUUCACCUGAAAUUAAUUCUUCUUCAUGUAAUUGAAGACUAUUUUCAAGCACAACAAUUGAAAUGUUUAAAAAGUUUACCGCAUCUUCUUUCACUUACUAUUGUACUCUACGGUGAUCAAUGUUACAAUGAAGAUGACAUGUUUAUUGAUGAUAUAUAUGAAAUUAUUUUCACUUUACCUUAUUUAGAAUAUAGUUCUUUAUCAGUGAUAAAAUACAAUGAUCAAUAUCUUCCAACAUUUGUUGAUAAGACUAUACAAUCGAAUUCAAUCACAUCUUUACAUAUGGAUUAUGAUUGUGAUCUCGAUAGUCUUCUUUCGGUUCUUAGCCAUACACCACAAUUACAUCGUUUAUAUUUAACUACUGAUGUGAGCAAAAUCAAUUCUGUUAUUGAUCAAUUAAAUUCAUCAUUUUGGAUUGAUCAUCAAUGGAAUAUUAGAUUAGAAAUUGAACCUGAUGAAAGUUCCUAUUUUAUUUCUUCAUAUAUAUCAACACGGUUUGACUUUGAUCAAAAAAUCCAAACGAUGAGCAAUUCGACAUCUAACGAAUUACUGAUCAGUAAUGUUGACGAUCUGCCUUGGCCGCAACCAAUGAUCGAACAAUUGAUUCCAAUUUUGAGUCAAAUGAAAUUUACAAGCAUAUAUUCCUGUAAUAGUCAAUUAUCUCUAGAUAAUUUUAUUCAACUAAUUAAUUUAUUACCAUGUCUUGAUUCAUUGAAGAUGGAUGUAGUAUCAGAAGAGCGAUGCAAUAGUUUAUCAAUUGAAGAUGAGGAGAAAUUUUUAUCCGUAUCAAUGUCGAAUGCAAUUACAAAAGUUGCUCAAAAAAUGAAUAUGAAAUUAACAGAGUUUCUUAUUAAGCUUUGUCCACAUAUGACGUAUUUUCAAGUAGAUUCCAUCAAAGAUGAUGAUGAUGAUAUAGAAGAGCUGGUACAAUUUAUUUUACUGAAAAGAAAAACCGACAUUCCUCAUCUUCAAUCGUUAUGUCUUAACCUACGUAAUGUAAAUGAUGAAUUAAUCACCAUGUUACGAAAUAUAAUGGAUUCCGAGAAAAUCACCGCAUCUGAUUAUUUGAUUAAAUCAUCCGGAACUUUUAUCAUUUUACAAUGA